AUGCACGAAUUGAAGGACUGGAAAAAAGAAGAGAAGGAUGUGAACCAAAAAAAGCUAAGUGAGUCGCGUUGUGUGAAUUUGCCGCCCAUAAAACUCCCGUUGUCGAAAAAAUUUCCAAAUGAUGACUGUGUAUCAGAAAAAAAGCAUGUUACUUUACGGAACAUUGAACAGAUUGAAGACGGAAUCGUGGAUGAUGCGUUAAAAUUCAAUUCAGCUCCCAAAGUAUAUGCUUUUGCCAAUUCGCCUGUUGGCUACACACUGAGUUUGGCUCUUAAAAUUUAUCUGUUUUCAAAAGUUCUUUGUUUGAGUCAUCUGUUGGAUGUCAAUGCGCCGCAUGAUUGUCUGCAGCAGUCAACACCUAUAAGCUCAAGAUUGGAUGAUUCUCUAGAUGUAACUAUUUAUUGGGCUGAUGGAAGAGGCUUCAAGUUCUCUUUACUUGGUGGUAAGUUAGCGACUGCAUCAAGUUUGCUUUCUUUGCUCUCCGAUCACUUAGGCAUUGAUGCUGAUGUUCUCAAGCAAGUUUGUGCGUUGUGGAUGGUAUCCGAUUUGUUAGAAGUACAGCUCAAACCGCAUCAUAAUCCGUAUGAGAUUCGGAAAAACUGGAUACAGUUUCUCAAGAGAUUCACUUGUGUUGAAAAUGAUGAAGCAGUUGCUGAUGAACCGCUGCUUGUGCUCAAGCGAAACGUGCAGCUUUCUGUUCAACGAGAAUGCGAACUGGAAGAAGAUUAUACUAACGAAAUUUUGACAGAAAUAUUAUACACCAGUGCAAAGCAAGAAGUUCUACGUGGACGAUAUUUAUGUGAUAUUGAAAUGAGCAUUAAAUUAGCAGCUUUGCAAAUGGCUAUCGAGUUGGAAUCAACUGAAAAUGGGAAUAUCAUUGGAGACGAGGUAUGUAUGUUUAUACCGUUGAAAUAUCGACACAAUGUUAAAACGUUUCAUUUAUUUGGAAUACCAAUUAUCAGUUGCAAAGGUUUGGAAACGCGAAUUCUUGAGGAAUACCAACAGAUAAAAAGAGGGUUUGAAAACAAACAUGCUUAUCGAAAAGCUUAUCUCAGUAUUAUUCGAAAUACACCCUUUUAUGGGGCUGCUUUUUUCCAUGGUUAUAUUGAGCGUCCAUCAGUCGGAUUAUUAAAAGAAAUCAAGAAAAUGAUAUUGCCAGUUACUUUGCCUUUGGACAACCACAUAAUUGUUGGGAUUAAUUAUGAAUACAUUACAUUGAUAGAUGAGACAAAACAAGAUGUUUUGCUUGUGGAAAAGAUCAUGGACUGUGAAUGGUGUCAUUUUGACGAUUCAUUUGAAAAUACGGCAUCUACUACAGUUCUAUCUGAUUUCCCAUACUUCCUUCUCGUUUUUCCGGACAAUUCAUUCGUAACUAAUCGUAGUAUGAAUGUUGAAACAGAUGUGUUAAAAAUCCCAGAAAAAAUUAAAAUUCUUCAGGUUUUUAGUAAACAAGCAGUGAUGAUUGAAGCUCUUAUGAAUACAAUGUCUAAGCUACUAGAACGAAACAAUGAUGAUGACUUCUGUUUCAAGUCAGAAUAUGAUGGACAGGCUGUAGAAGUAACAAACAACAAGUCGUCCUUUAUAGCAGAGGCAGUGCCAAAGAUGUGUAGUUCAACUUCAGAAGGCUCAAAUGUGACUGAAAUAUUGGUAAAUGACUGUGGCUUUCUGCAACAUCAUAGUGAUGGUUUGAGAAGUAUUCAUAAUGAAAAUUUGAAUUUACCAAAUCUAUCGGUUAUAAAUGGAGAAACGAGAAGAGCUAGUAAUCGAAAGACAACUAUUAAGUGCUCUUCAUAUCCGUUUGCGAAGAGCUUUGAGAAAUUAUGUUUAGCAACAUUAGAUGCAGAUGGUCGUUGUCUUGAAGCACAAGGUUCACUGAAAGUUUUGUUAGAAGUUAUGUAA
Molecule: messenger RNA, 1899 nt
Organism: Thelazia callipaeda (thelaziosis nematode)
Lineage: Eukaryota; Metazoa; Nematoda; Chromadorea; Rhabditida; Thelaziidae
Source: the annotation of a GenBank genome assembly